Patella vulgata (common limpet) is the source of this 1610-nucleotide messenger RNA. Its product is annotated as BLOC-1-related complex subunit 5. The record is from RefSeq and is a predicted model, not a curated record. Lineage: Eukaryota; Metazoa; Mollusca; Gastropoda; Patellidae. Bases 178 to 864 code for a protein of 228 amino acids. Gene Ontology annotation, cellular component: synaptic vesicle membrane; cytoplasmic side of lysosomal membrane; BORC complex. Gene Ontology annotation, biological process: positive regulation of anterograde synaptic vesicle transport; organelle transport along microtubule; lysosome localization. The transcript has 2 exons.
GCCGUCUGGAUAAGCUCGACAUUUCCUCACCAGAUGUCAGCACCUACAAAAACGUAAAGGGAAAAAUAGAAAAAUCUGUUUAGGCCUAUUUAUGCUAGAAUUCGAUUUUUGUCAUAAUAAUGACAAGGUGAUGCUGAUAUAUACUCCUGUAUAAAGUAGCUGGUCUAUUUUAAUGCUAUGGGAUCAGAUCAAAGUACUUUACCAGCUGGGGCACCAGGCAGUAACCUGAGAUCACAAAGAGAUGAAGAAAUUCCCUAUACCCAGUAUUCCAUUAGUAAACCUAUUGAUGGCGGCUCACCAAGACUCUCUCCUAGAAUUACCAAUAAAAAUAAAACCAGUCCUAAACUUGACAGAGAGGCUGGGGGAACUCCCAAACAUGACAUUGUGGUUGUCGCUGAGGGAACAACAAGUAAAAGCAAAGACUUAGAAGUUGAUAAACUAAAUUCUGUUCCUGUUUUCUUUCCAAUAAUGCGUGGAUCUUUAAAUAUUCCAGUGAGUAGUAGAGAUACAGACCUACUGGAUAAGCUUGACUACAAACAGUUAUUGCUCAUGUCUCUCCGUUAUCAAGAGCAUCUGAAACAAUUAUCAGAAGCAGUGGCAUUUGAUCAGAAUGCUUUGUGUAUACGUAUUAAGGAGAUCGACCAUACAGUGAAUAUUUUAUUAGGCAACCUAAACGAACGACAGAAAAAAUACACAAAAUACGCAGAUCAAACAAAGAGAAUAAAUGAAACUUUAACAGCUCUUCAAAAAAUACAAAAAACUAUGGAUGGUAUUAUUCCAAAAAUGGAAAACUUGAAUAAACUCCUUCCACCUGAGGAACAGUUAGAGUCUUUCUCAAUGAGACCUAAAUCUAUUGGUUCAUAAAUCAACUACUUACUCUAUGACUUAAAUAUUGGUCUUGUGUUAUUUAUUAAUGCUCUAGCUCCAUGGUUAUUUUACUAAUGUUAUUUAUGUUUGUGCACAUUGUAUCAUUAGAUCUGUCAUUGAGUCAACUCGCAUGGUUUUGAUUCCCCAGUUGUACGUGACGCGUCUUCCGGUUUCCUCCCACUACUAAUGACCCCACAUGGAAGCGAAUUAUUGAAAUAAAACCUUGUGUAUUUGUCAGGCACUUGACAAUUUUUUGCGAUGUUUGGGCUUUGUAAUUGUAUCAAUAUUGACUUCAGUAGAAAAGGGAAACACACAUCAUAAAUCAUAAUAGAGUUUUGGCAUAUUUCUGUAUCAACCAACUGAAUCAAUGGUCAGAAUUCAGUACACUGUCACCAGCUACCAUUGUCACAAAAUUUGUCUCCCCUUGGUAGGUUUAGUGGGUAUCUGGCAUGGGCAACAAUUAAUACCUUACUUAUACAUACUCAACAACGUAGAAAUAAACAGUAUAAUAGAUUCAUGAAAUUAGUAUUUGUAAAUUGAUACUGUAACCAAGACACUGAUGAUAUUUGCAAGUUCCAGUACAUGUAAGGGAAAUAAUUGGCUACAAUGUAUACUAUUUCAUAUUUAUUCAUGUAUUGUCAAUUGUAUAUCGAUCUUUAAUUGGCCCUUGGGGUGCAUAUAAUGGAUAUACUAUAUAUAUAUUGUUAUGUUAUUGUAUAAAAAAAUUGUUUUAAAAUACUAAA